This is a messenger RNA of Miscanthus lutarioriparius, 2001 nucleotides long. The record is from the annotation of a GenBank genome assembly. Lineage: Eukaryota; Viridiplantae; Streptophyta; Magnoliopsida; Poales; Poaceae.
AUGGAGCUUGACGAGGAGACGUUCUUGGACGAGCUCAUGUCGCUGCGGCGGGAGGCGGCGUCGUCCGCGCCGUGGCAACAAGCUGCUGCCUGUAGUGCCUACCCGGGCGGAGGCGGCGCCAUGAUGAUGAGCGACCUCCUCUUCUUCGGCGGGACGACGGAGGGCGCCGCCGCCGACGCCACCAGCAUGGACCUCUCGCCGUUCCACCAGGACCCGCUGCAGGCGGCCCCGCACCCGCACGAGGAGUUCAACUUCGACUGCCUGAGCGAGGUCUGCAACCCGUACAGGAGCGGCGGCGUCGGCGUUCCGCGGGCCGAGGCCGCAGCGGUGCCCGGACCCGGACAGGCGCUCGCUGCUCUCCACGACGCCAUGGUGGAGGAGGAGACGAGCGGUGACCUUGACCUGCAGGGGCAGCACUAUGGAGGUGGCGGUGGCGGGUCCCCGACGUUCGUGUUCGGCGGAGGCGCCGGCGAGAGCUCCGAGAUGCCCAUCGUCAGGGGUGUUGGCGGCCCACACCCCCACCACAGGAGCAAGCUCCACGGCGCGCCGUCCAAGAAUCUCAUGGCCGAGAGGCGGCGGAGGAAGCGCCUCAACGACCGCCUCUCCAUGCUCCGCUCCAUUGUUCCCAAGAUCAGCAAGAUGGACAGGACAUCCAUUCUUGGGGACACCAUUGACUAUGUGAAGGAGCUGACGGAGCGGAUCAAAGUCCUCGAGGAGGAGAUCGGCGCCUCCCCGGAGGACCUGGACCUUCUCAACACCUUGAAAGAUUCGUCCACCUGCAGCAACGAGAUGAUGGUAAGGAACUCCACCAAGUUCGACGUCGAGAAGCGGGGAAACGGGAGCACGAGGAUCGAGAUCUGCUGCCCGACAAACCCCGGGGUGCUGCUGUCCACGGUAAGCGCGCUGGAGGUGCUCGGGCUGGAGAUCGAGCAGUGCGUCGUGAGCUGCUUCAGCGACUUUGCCAUGCAGGCCUCUUGCUCGCAACGCCUCCCGCCACGGCCGGGGGCGGAGGCCGGCGAGGGCGAGAGCCUGGUGCCGGAGAGGUGGAGGGAUGCCGAGGAGGAGAUCAACCUGACGAAGAAGGAGAAGCGCCGCAUCGCUCACGGGCUACGAUUCGGGAGCCGCCUCGAGCGGCGGGCGCCCCCGGCCGUUGCCGCCCCUGAUGAAUUCCGCGCGUACCGCAAGGGGAUGCUGAGCGCGGAGCGUGACCAUGUUGCUCAUGUAUACCGCGGGCCGCUGGAGAGGGCUCUUCCGCCGGAGGUGGAGGAACCUCCACCGCCAGAGCCUGGGACGCGUGUGGCCCCGAGGAAUCCGAGGAUGGGGGUGGAUGUUGGCAGCCUUGAGGAUAUUGAUGAGUUUUUUAGAAGUCGGGAGUAUGUUCAGGAUGAGAUGGAGGACAGCAAGAGCCCCAAGGGCCGUCAGAAGUUGUUCUCAAAUGAGGAGAAGGUUCUUCUGAACAAGCGAGUGCCUGAUCUGGAAGCUGCUACUUCUAGUAAAUGGCUUCCGCUUCACACCCUUGCUGCAUCUGGAGAUUUCUAUCUAUUGGACAGUCUUUUAAAACAUAAUGUGGACAUAAAUGCGCUUGAUAAGGAUGGCUUGCCAGCAAUUCACAAAGCAAUUCUUUCAAAGAAGGCUGCUAUUAUCAACUAUCUCUUAAGGAACUCAGCAAAUCCAUUCAUCCAAGAUAAAGAUGGUGCGACUCUAAUGCAUUAUGCUGUCCAAACAGCAUGUAGUCAGACCAUAAAGACACUUUUACUGUACAAUGUUGACAUCAACCGUCCAGAUGAUUAUGGAUGGACACCUUUGCAUCUUGCUGUACAAACACAGAGGACUGACAUUGUGAAGCUACUUUUAAUAAAGGGCGCUGAUAGAACUCUUAAAACCCAAGAUGGAUUGACCCCGUUGGAGUUGUGCCUCCGGUUGGGUCAUGAUGUGCGGACGUAUGAGCUUAUCAAACUACUUAAAAGCUUCCAGAGACAAAAGCAGCAUGAUUUAGUUUAG